Hordeum vulgare subsp. vulgare (domesticated barley) is the source of this 1107-nucleotide messenger RNA. RefSeq names its product dephospho-CoA kinase-like. NCBI's taxonomy places the organism in Eukaryota, Viridiplantae, Streptophyta, Magnoliopsida, Poales, Poaceae. Gene Ontology annotation, molecular function: ATP binding; dephospho-CoA kinase activity. The record is from RefSeq and is a predicted model, not a curated record. The coding region runs from base 188 to 898 and encodes 236 amino acids. The transcript has 4 exons. Gene Ontology annotation, biological process: coenzyme A biosynthetic process.
UUCAACUCAACCAUGUCGAGUGGGAGCUAUUCGCCCUUCGCAAGCAGCAGCUAUGCGACGGCGGCUGGCUGGCGGAGAAACAAACUAGCGACGGCACGCUCGAGGAAGAGGAUUGCAACGUAGCGGCGGCGCGGAGGAGGCUUGCUGCGUGUGGCCUACCGGGACGCAUCGGCCUCGAGAUCGCAAGAUGAGGCUGGUCGGCUUCACGGGUGGAAUUGCUUCGGGGAAGAGCACCGUGUCUGGCCUCUUCAAAUCCGCCGGCGUCCCUGUCGUCGACGCGGACGUUGUGGCUCGGAAUGUAGUGCAGAAAGGUACUGGAGGUUGGAAGAAAAUUGUGAAAACUUUUGGAAAUGAUAUAUUAUUGGAAAAUGGAGAAAUUGACAGAGCUCUCUUAGGUCAGAUUGUUUUCUCUGAUCCAGAAAAAAGGGAACUUCUAAACCGUCUUCUGGCCUCACAUAUGUCAUGUGGUAUAUUUUGGGAGAUACUGAAAUUGUGGGUGAAGGGAUGCACAGUUAUCACUGUCGACAUCCUGUUGUUGUUUGAGACAAAGAUGGACCGAUGGACGAACCCAGUGGUUGUUGUAUGGGUGGAUCCCAAAACACAUAUUGAGAGGCUCAUGUUAAAAGAUGGGUGCAGCGAGGAACAAGCUCAGAGCAGGAUCAGCGCGCAGCUUGCACUGGACUGGAAGAAGUCCGAACCAGAUAUAGUGAUCAACAAUUCUGGCUCAGUGGAGGACACGAAAGAACAGUUCAGAGAAGUGUUGAAGCAAGUCUCUGCUCCCUUGACAUGGAAGGAGCGCAUGAGAUCCAGGGAUGGAUUUCUGUCUAUCGUCAUAUGCACGGCAGCGGGGGUUUUACUUGCCCGGAUCUGCGUCAUUAGGAAUUUAGGAUUGGACUAGGUUGGUUUUCUUGAAAAUUUCGGAGUGUCGUUGCAGCGCACUAGACCAUCAAGAUUAUGGUUUUGUGUCGCGUCAUGUUUUGGAAAUACCACAAGUGCUGAAGUUUGAGUGAAUUUUGUUUUUUGUAACCGCAAUUGCUUGUCAUUACAGAGCACUGCUUGCUUGUGUUGUCUCUGCUGUGAACCUUGAUUCACAACGGAAUAUUGGUA